This is a messenger RNA of Emericellopsis atlantica, 5193 nucleotides long. RefSeq lists its product as uncharacterized. The transcript is spliced from 9 exons. Lineage: Eukaryota; Fungi; Ascomycota; Sordariomycetes; Hypocreales; Bionectriaceae. The record is from RefSeq and is a predicted model, not a curated record. Bases 1 to 5193 code for a protein of 1730 amino acids.
AUGUCAGCCUUGAGUCGGGAAGAAGCGCGGACGCUUGUCCAGAGCAUCUCUACCUCCCACGGCUUCGUCGACUACCAGCACUGGCAGGCCAUGGCGGAGUGGGACAUGGCAAGAAAAAGGAUAUUUGAGGAUGCGUUCUUGAGGAAGGAUCAACUUAUUGGUUCCGCGGUGAUAACAUUGGCCAAAAACCUGUACACCAGUGAAGCUCGCUUCUUGUUCGAGCUCCUCCAGAACUGCGAAGACAAUCAUUACAAGCGGGCAGCGGAGAGCGGAAACGAACCCUUCGUGGUUUUUGAGGUCUACAAGAAUCGCGUGAUUUGCGAAUGCAACGAAGAUGGCUUCACCAAAUCCAAUUUGUCGGCAAUUUGCAACAUUGGGAGAAGCUCCAAAAGUGGUACACAGGCUUACAUUGGUGAGAAGGGAAUCGGGUUCAAAUCUGUCUUCAAGGUGGCCUACAAGGCUGUGAUUCACUCCGGGAACCUUUGCUUCUCUUUCACGCACAAUAAGAGAGACUCCGGAAUGGGGAUGAUAUCGCCGCAAUGGGAAGAGGGCCUUGCGCCAGGCGAACAAGGUCGAACACGGAUCACCUUAUGGCUCCACGAACAAGACUCCAAAGACAUACUUGCUAGCAUCAAUGAGCAGCUCAAGGUGAUCCAUGAGGAAAUGUUGCUCUUCAUGAGGAAGAUCAAAAGAAUCGUCGUCAGGACUUACGAUGACAAUGACCAACCCAAGGACUCAUCCACAUAUUCGAGGUCCAACGGGAUUGGGCGACUCGUCAGCACCGAGCGGUUGAGGCGUGAGGGCGAACAAGAGACCCUCACGAAGAAGCAUUUUCACCUCACUACUUAUACAGCCCGGGGUUUACCAAAAAGCGAAAAUCGAGAAUACAAUAAUGAGGCGUUGGAAUCUGAGUCGUACGCAACCAGCGAAAUUGUCCUCGCCUUCCCUCUGGAUGAGAAAUCGGUUCCAGUGUUGCAGAACCAGUGGCUCUUCUCCUUUCUACCUGCCACACUGACCGGUUUCAAAUUCGUCAUCCAAGCAGACUUUGUGACGGGCGCCAAUCGGGAGAGCAUCGAUACGACAUCUCCUAGGAAUCAAUCUCUCGGGCACAAAAUCCCUGCAGCUUUCGUACUGGCUGUGCUGCAAAUGUGUGAACAUGAGACGCUCCAGUACCGAUGGAUGCGGUAUCUACCAUCGGACGACAGUGAAAAUGCCUGGGGACCUUUUUGGACCGGCGUAAUCGACGGUAUCAAAGACAAUGUCAAAGUGACCCCCGUGCUCAGGCCUGCCAGUCUCGGACCUCUUCGAAAGAUUGGUGAAAUGAGGAGGAACUCGCGCCUUGAUGUCGAUCACAAAGGACAGCCUUUGUUCCCCGAUAUCGCCCCUGAAAAAUAUUUGUCGCCAAGAUACGCGCAGGAAGACCUCGAACUGCUGAAGUCCCUGGGUCUCGAAAAUAUAUUCAUGGAUGAGAUCCUCGCGAGGGCCAGGUGCGAUUUAGACAACGCUAGGUCGCGCUUAAAGACAUGCCAAAGCGAAGAAUGGCAUACUCGCGCAGCAAAACUGUUCCAAUUUCCUUUUCAAAAAAAAUGGGACGCUUCAAUCGGCGAAUUGAAACAGAUGAACGUCCUUCCUUUGAGAGGUGGGAACUGGGCCUCUGUGCGCGAGGGCCCCGUCUACUACGCUGACUCGGACGAAGUACCUAUCCCCGAGGGUCUUCGAUUGCGGGUAAUCAAUCCUUCUGCUAGCAACAAUCCAGAACGAAAGAAGCUUUUUGAUUUAAUUGGCGUUGCAACAGCGCCAACUAGGAUUGUGCUGGAUCAAAUAAGGCAGCGAUACCGAGAGAUUGGAUCUUCAAUCCUUACCCCUGGGAUGUCUUUGGCUGACAUGCACUUCGCUUAUUUAACAUCUCAUGCCAUGGAAACUGCGCGGAUGAGCCUCGGCAUCAAAGUCUUCACAAAUGACUUGGUAAUCAGGGAUCCAAGUCGUGAAGAUGUCUUCUUACCAUCAGAUGACGCUCUAGGUGCAUCCCACCUCUUGUCCCCCACACCUGAUGGCCAAGAUAUCGACGAUGGGGCUCCUGGGUACAAAGUACCUUUUCUCCACGAUGAUUACUUGCUUAACCCACCGGUUGACCGUCGUUCUGAGUCUCCUCGAUGGGUAGACUGGCUUCACGACUGCAUACACAUUCGGCGCAACCUUCGCCUGAAGGAGAGAUCCGAAAACAACCUUUCAAAACCGUUCCUCUACGUAGCCAAGCACAGACCCAAAAGGCUCAUGAGUCUUCUUCACAAACUAUGGCAAAAGGAAAGUGAGCAGACCUACGCCAAUCAAGCUCUUCUGGAAGAACUAUCCAACAUCGAGGUUGUUUGCAGGGGAGGCCGCUUCUGCAAGCUGAAGGAGACGUUCUUUCCGACAAGUCGCCUCGAGGAUUUGGCGAAAAGAUUUCUGUCUGACGAUGAUCCGUUCCUGUGGCUGGAGCUCCACCUAUCAUCAGAUGACAAUGGUCAUCCUUUGGAGUUGCAACAAGUCACUUCACUUGCCUCGAAAUUGAACCUCAAGUGGCAACAAGAUGAUCUUCAGUUCAGUGUAACCCUUCUAGAAUACCUUGGGCAUGCGCAAUACCGAAGAAAUAAUGGUCUACGGCACUGUACUCGGGAUAGCUCAGGGUUCAAAAGAGUUCGCGAUUUGUACAUCUUUCUGGACGCCCAGGUUCGUGCCUCCGCUGAUGAGCCACGAGUGAGGGAAACACUCAGGUACAGCAUCUCCCUUUUACUGACCAAAAGCAGACGCAAAUUUCAAAGUUGCUAUCUCAUCUUCAUUCCUGCGUACUCCGAGUCUCAAGAGUCCGACUGGUAUAUGCCGAACGAUUGCGUUUGGACAGCACCUGUUGAGCGUCCUAGAGCCGUGGCUGCGCUCGAGGAAAUGUACGGACCAAUGCCCGGGGAAUCAUCUGUUUCUUCCAGCAGUUCCAGUUUGAAACACUUCUUUUGCGACAUUGUCCAGGUGACUAAGUGGAACUGGGAACUUGCCAUCUUGGAGCUCGAGGAACACCAAGACAAAGACCCUGAUUUUGAUUCCAUUAUUUGCCUAUACAAGUGGCUGGCCAAGAACAAGAACCAAUCCAAUUCUGAAAAUAUACGGUAUGUACACGCCUCAAUUAUUCGGCAAAGUCUUGUCUACAAGCCAAACGGUAAGACGUCCUGGCACAAGAGCUCCGAGUGUUUGUGGACAGCAGCCACAGUCAUUCCAAGUAAAACCCCUAUCAACAAUGAAGGCGACUAUGAUGGUCUUGAAUCGUUCUUUCAAGAUGUAAUUGGAGUACAGAAAGUGACUCUUCGCAUGCUGUACGACAAACUUAGCAACCCUGACCUGAGCAUCCCAAUCGACGGGCUCAAAGGGGACCUUCUUGAAUUCAGCGCAUUGCUCGGCAAGGAAGACUGGGGACAUAUCGACGCGGCCAAAAUGUGCAAAAACCGCAUAUUUCCAGUGCGAAGGCCGGAUGGCGAAGUUUUCCUUUCGGGCGGUGAUGGCCAUUUUGCCAUAGUAGACCGCGCCCCCUUGGCCGCGAGCUUCCGAGACAAGGCGCUGCUCCUCGACUUUGACAUCGAACAAGUACGAGGGCUCGAGCAACUCUUUCGAUGGGCCAAUCUCCAGGACAGAUAUCUUUCUACAUCAGUGCGAGAGAUUUUUGUGCCGGACAGAAUAUCCUCUCGACCUAUUUCCGAACCCGAACGUCGUAUCACAGCAAAAGCAGGCACACUAUUAAGCAUCGCGAAAUAUCACCAAAGUCCGCGGGUGGCCAAUGGAUACGAUGCGCUCUACAAGCUAUUGCGGAACUGCGACACACUUGAGACAAGAAAAAUCACCACUACGUUGCUACUACACCAAGGUGGCACUGAGCCAAUUUCACACGACAAAGACGAUGGCGUUGCCCUUGUAAUUGACGAAAGCAGCCAGGGCAUGAAGGUCUUCGUCCCUAGGAAGAGAUCCGACCGUGAGGCUUGCUUCCAAAGCAAAUUACCCAAGUACCUCUUCGAAUGGAUUAUGACCAAUCCCGAUACCAACAUCAUCGAGGCUUGCGCUGAUGAUUACGCAAAAAUUGCAAAAGAAUGUGGGAUACGUGCUGUUCAGGCUGUCUUAAGCGCUCGCAUAUGUGCUCUUAACAGUAUUCUGCUGGAGUUUGGGAUUCCAGAUGCUGGCGCAGCAUACGCUGAUGCGGAUGACGAUGAUAGCGAUGAGGAAAAUUCCGCCUCAGUACAGCCGAUUGAGGUCGAUGCGCUGCUUUCGAAUUCCUCACAGGUGCCCAACAACUCUCCUUUCCGGCCUCAGUCCGCCUCAGUACAGCCAAUUGAGGUCAAUGAACAGCUAUCGAUUCCCUCACAGCUGCCCAAUACUUCUCCGUACCAGUCCCACUCUGCCCCAGUUCAGCCGCUUCAGGUCGAUCCGCUGCUUUCGAUUCCCUCGCAAGUGCCCAACAGUUCCCCUUACCGAUCCUUGUUGGAGGCGCUCGUGAAUAGAGCAAGAACAAUUGAGUUUCCAUCCAGGGGAACAUUCGACAUGUUCGAGCUCAGGAAUGUUUUGGAUGGACAGUCAUCAGGCGAUCCUGUGAACAGGCUGCCAUUCCUGCGGCCAUUUGGCAGACUCGAAAGGGACAAAAUGGUCGGCGCAGCUGGCGAGCUCUUUAUGUUUGAGCUGCUUCGUCGUAUUGAACCCUCACUUCCUGAAUUCGGUCUUGGCAACUGGCAAAGCAAUAUUCGUGGCUACGCGAGCGCACAUCCUGAGUUUGCUGCUAUUUCGUCUUGGGGAGGCGCGGAGACGGCCGAUAUCACGUACCGCGAUCAUACGGGAGCCUUCACAUCCUUUCUGGCCGACAAGGGAUACCUCGAAAGCUAUGAUGUCGAGCGUCAGCGCCAAGCGCGGCCGUUGUAUUACCUGGAGGUCAAAUCUACGCCUUACUCCUUCAACACGGCUUUUUUCAUGAACGGGUCUCAGUUUAGGAGGAUGCAGGAUUGUAGCCAAAGUGGACCAGGGCAAGAGUCCAAUCUUGAUCGAAUUUACGUUCUUCUGCGCGUCUUUGAUCUUGGCAUGAACUCGGCUUCAGUCCGAGUGCUCGUCGAUCCAGAAGGAAUGAGGCGUAGAGGCGAGCUGCACUUCGAGGCAGAGUCGUGGAAGAUUCGUCCUCGCAGGACAUAG